Molecule: messenger RNA, 750 nt
Organism: Neurospora tetraspora
Lineage: Eukaryota; Fungi; Ascomycota; Sordariomycetes; Sordariales; Sordariaceae
Exons: 3
Coding region: 1-750 (249 amino acids)
Source: RefSeq, a predicted model, not a curated record
AUGUGCUACGAAUCCAAGUGCAUCUGCCCCCACUGCCGCGGCACCACCGCCGAGCAAGUCGCGUCCUGCUCGGAGGUGCUCUUAGGAGAGAAGAAGAUUGCCAUGGGCGGCUGCAGCAAGGGCUGGGAGACCGUCUGUCAGAUGGAACCGGGGGCGUGUACUUCACCAGUCACUACCUGGAGGCUACCACCAAGCAAAUCCGUGUCCCUCAAACAGCAAAAGCGACAAAGUCAACGAAGAAACAUGGCCGAAUACAUCGCAAUCCAACGUGAAGCCGAAGCCCGCAUGGCGCGAGAGGCAAGAAGAGACCGCGAGCGUGAGGGUAAUGACAAUGACAAUGACAAUGGCAACGGGGGCAACGGGGACAAUGGCGGCAACGGGGCACUGGCGGCAACGGCGACGGCGGCGGCGACGGAAACACCCAAGCUCCCGACCGCACCAGCCGAGCACCUCCCCAUGAUGGUCCGCACCAUCCUCUGCGCCCUCCUCACCCUCGGCUCAGAUGGAGAAGACGGCUACGGCGCCGGCAUCCACGUGCAGAUCACCAAGAUGCAGAACAACAACACUGCGGGACGGUACCGCGGACACGAAGGAGAGAGAAGGCUGCGCGAGGUGGCGAUGGAUAUGGCGGGUGCAAACGUGAGGCCGGAGAGAAGGCUCAGAUUCGAGGCGGGUAGUGCCGAGGAGCGGGAGACGAUGAUGAUGCUGCUUAUGGAGUUGGUGAGUGGUGGGAUUGGGGCUUUUGAUUGA